This is a messenger RNA of Sander lucioperca (pikeperch), 6538 nucleotides long. It is a transcript of the gene golga2, whose product is annotated as golgin A2. Gene Ontology annotation, biological process: Golgi organization. Gene Ontology annotation, cellular component: Golgi apparatus; cis-Golgi network; Golgi cisterna membrane. NCBI's taxonomy places the organism in Eukaryota, Metazoa, Chordata, Actinopteri, Perciformes, Percidae. The record is from RefSeq and is a predicted model, not a curated record. Gene Ontology annotation, molecular function: protein binding.
AUGGUUGCCCCACAAACCACAAGGUGGCAGAUCAACCCCAGGGCUCCUCUGGCCACAUGUCAAAGUUCCCUGCAGCAAGCCACCCUGAAACAGUUGCUCCCCCAGCGACCACACACUGAUGAUAGCUGCCACAUGCCCCUAACACCCCUUUCUAGGAGGUGUGGAGGAGAAAAGUGUGGAGGAGGAGGGGGCGGAAGAGGGGCCAAGAAGAAGAGGAAGGUGAAAGGGACUGAGCAAACACGACCCUGCCCACCUUCACACGACAGAAACUCUCCAGACAAUGAAGAUACUCUUAUAAAGCAAUUGGGACAACAGUGUGGGCAUGUGACUCCAGCGUAUGUGUCACCUCAGACCUUUGCUGACGUGGGGGCCAUCGGGUCUUCAGUUCCCCAGCUGCUGGAGGACCUAAAGGGAGAGCUCGGUCACGGCUCCCCUGUGUCUAACACCGCUAGCGCUAACACUGCUACUAACUCUGAGUCUGUCGGUCACAACACUGACCUGCAGGACUAUCCCGAUACCAAUGGCAAUGAGAGUUUAACAGAAGAAGAUAGACCACUCUCUUCCACAGAGAGCCUGCGACAGCUCUCACAGCAACUGAACGGCCUGGUCUCUGAGUCAUCUGCUGCUUAUGUGAAUGGGGACAGUCCACCUUUAGUUGGUGAAAGAGAUAUGGAGGGUCGGAACCAGGAGCUGGCAGCCGCCCUGGAGUCCAGCAACCUAACAAACUCUCAGCUAAAUACCAAGCUAGACCAGCUGGCACAGCAAUCUCAGGGGCUCUCCGAUCAGCUACAAAAGGAGCGAAAAGAAUUCGAACAGAGAUUUUCAAAAGAGCAGGGAGCCAUGCGGGAGCAAUUGCAGGUUCACAUCCAGACCAUUGGUAUACUGGUAUCGGAGAAGUCAGAGCUACAAACAGCACUACAAUACACACAACAUGCUGCACGGCAGAAAACAGCUGAGGCAGAGGAGUUGAAUAACCGUCUACAGGCAACAAAGCAGAGAGUGUCAGAGCUGGAGAGAACUCUCUCCUCUGUCUCAACACAGCAGAAACAGUUUGAAAAGCACAACAAAGAGUUUGAAAAGGAGAGAGACAGCCUUAGGCUAGAGGUGUUUAGACUAAACAAUUUGAGUGAGGAGUCGAAGCAGCAGAGCUCAGAGCUGUCAGAGCAGUUAAAGCUGAGUACACAGGAGAAUGGAGCAAUGAGGCUGGAGGUGGAAGAUCUUCGCAAGAGACUCGAGAUAGCUGACCUCAUGUUGCAACAGUGCUCCAGUCAGUCAGAUCCCACGAGUGCCAACCAGCAGGUCCAGUUACUGCUCGGAGAGAAGCAGCAGCUGGAGGCACACAAUCACCAGCUGAUGGAGUCGAUUGCCCAGCUGCAGACAGAGAGGGACUGCUAUGCAGAGCAGAUCCAGGAGGAGGGCCGUCUAUGGAAGGACAAAACGGAACAGCUGCUAACACAGGUGUCUUUGGUUGCAGAGGAGAGGGACAGAAACAUCAGUCGAGUCCAAGAACUGGAAGCCAGCAUCACAGAGCUUCAAAAUGCUGCAGCGUUGUUGUCCCAGGAGAGAGAGGCCCGGGAUAAUGCAGAGCCUCAGUCCUCAGGGCCAUCAGAGAGUGAGGUGGCGCUUCAGGAGGCCCUCAACACUCUACAUCAGGAAAAAGAGGCUCUUACCGCACAGUACCAGGCACAGCUGAGAGAUAACGAGCAGCUGAGCCGCCUGUGUUCAGAGCAGGAGACCCGUCUCGGGGAGAUGGAGCGCCAGUUGGAGAGCCAAGUCCAGGAGGAAGGGGACCGCCGGCGCAUGUUGGAGGAUGUUCAGUCGGACAAGGCCACUAUUAGCCGUGCUCUCACCCAGAACCGUGCACUGAAGGACCAGCUGGCUGAGUUACAGAAUGGUUUUGUCAAACUGACUAAUGAGAACAUGGAGCUGACCACUGCCAUCCAGUCAGAGCAACAUGUGAAAAAGGAGCUGGCUCGCAGAAUGGGUGAACUGCAAGAACAACUGCACAACGUCAAGGAGCAGCUGGAACUGAAAAGUAAUGACACUCAGGGUCUGAUGGAGCAGAGGGACCAGGUAGUGGCCCACCUGCAGCAGUACUGUGCUGGCUACCAGGCUCUGGUCUCAGAGAGGGAACAGAUCCACCACCAGUAUCUGCAGCAGAUCCAGCUCAUGGACCGGCUGCAGCACGAUGAAAGCCAGGGCCGUGUGCAACUGGAGAUCAGUCACAAUCAGCUCAAGCAAGCGCAGGAGCAUAUGGAGCUGUUGGUCAAAGACAACGAGCAGCUGAAGGCUGAGGUGAAGGAGCUGCUCAACAGCUCAGCUCUUGCCACGUCAUCCAGAGACCAAGGCGAUGGAGUGGAGAGCCAGUCCCUGCAAGAGAGCCCAGAGAAGUCCUCCCCCAUAGUUAUCCCAGAAGACUUUGAGAGCCAGAAGGAGAUGGAGGACUUUAUCCGUGGAGCUUUGGCUCAGCUGGAGCUGGAGAGGGACGAGGCUAGAAGGCAACUUGAGGAGGAGCACCGGCUUCACAUGGCAGCGCGGCACCAGGCCGCUGUGGCCUUCAGCCUGGAGCACCAACACCACAGCCACGAAUCUGUCCACGACCAUCAUCACGAGCACGAUCACACUCAGGGCCAACAUAGUCACUGUGAACACAGUCACGAGCAUUCAGAAGGAGGAGUGCCGGUGGAAGUUCAUCAGGCCCUGCAAGCUGCCAUGGAGAAGCUUCAGCAGCGUUUCACGUCUCUCAUGAGAGAGAAAGCUGACCUGAAGGAGAGGGUGGAGGAGCUGGAGCACCGCUGCAUUCAGCUGUCUGGAGAGACUGACACUAUAGGGGAGUACAUAGCCCUGUACCAGAGUCAGCGGGCCAUCAUGAAGCAGAAACACCAGGAGAAGGAGCACUACAUCAGCAUGCUGGCCCAGGACAAGGAGGAGAUGAAAGCGAAGCUGGCAGAGCUGCAGGAUCUGGUGAUGAGGCUGGUGGCUGAGAGGAAUGACUGGUACAGCCGCUACACCGGAACCUUAGCCAGCGCAGGCACAGUGAACCCCGACCUGCUUCCUGUUGGGGAGGAUCACACUCACCCAGAGCACCAAGCACAUACACACACAAAGCUUAAUGCUGUCAGCGGAGCAGAAGCAAUGGAAGUCAUUCCUCUGUCAGAACCCACUACAACCCUGGAAGCCCCAUCGUCCCAGAUGCUGUCGAGCGGGUCAGUCCAGACAGACUCCAAGGCCCCGGGGCCCAAAGAGGACGGCACAGCCCAGCAGAUCAUGCAGCUGCUCCAUGACAUCCAGAACCCACAGGGGGCACCAAGAUCACCCCCCUUCCUCGGGGAGAACCCUUGCAUCCCCUUCUUCUACCAGCCUGACGAACAGGAUGAAGUCAAAAUCCUGGUGGUGUGAGAGGUGUGAGAGGUGUGUGUGUGUGUGUGUGUGUGUGUGUGUGUGUGUGUGUGUGUGUGUGUAAAUUGGAUGUGUUAAAGUCUAGGGCAUAUUAAACACCACAGUAUACCAUGUUCGUAGCUUGUUGGUCAUAUCCACAAACACUUGUCACUGAUAUGUGAGCGUCUUUGACCCACUUACAUAAAAAUGCCCUCUCUCUGUGUGUUGGCAGUAAUGUGUGCAUGGUUAAAUAGAGCGUAUUUUCAGUUUGGUUUUUGUCUAUGAUGCUCUUCCCAGAGAGAUAACCAGUAUUCCUUAACGCAAUCUGAUUAUUCUCCAUACCACCAUUUUUCAUCCCCCCCCCCCCCCCCCCCCCCCUCUCAUCUCCCAUUUUACACAUAAGUGCAAUAAAGGGGCUUUAUAUUCUGUCCCCUUGCUGAUACAGUACUUAAAGAGCUGUCGAAAAUGAUUAGCCUUGUGUGCAACUUAAUCUUAGUUAUACACAAUUCACUGUACAAAUGCCAAAAAUGAGCAUCACGUUUGAAUGUAAUGCGAAUAUUUACCCGUAUGUUUGCGUAAUGUGAGGAGAAUUGAUGAUGGUGAAAGGGUGCAUGAGGAGAAGAGAUGUAGAGAGAGAUGUAAGUUAAAGUCAAAGAAAGACACUGAGUGCACAUAAUAGCUUUUGAACUGUAGGCUCUGUUAUGAUUUCAAAGUCGAGCUCUCUAGUUGCAUGAUGAGGUUCAGAAAGAUGGAGGCAGGUGUCGCAGUUUGGUACUGUUCCUAAAACAACCUUUUUGUCUUUGUCCUCCAAACGCUGAAAAUAAGUCUUGUUAAAUGUUGCGAUAUGUUAAUAUGUGAAACAUUUGUAUUGUGAUGUCAAACUUCCUGUUAGACUGAGAGAAUUCCCCAUUGUUAUGAGAAGGUGGUUUCUAAAGUCAUUGAAGGGAUAGAUGCAAUUUAAAGACCCCAUGAAAAAAACAAACACAUUUUAGUCAAAGAGAUUAAGGCAUUAUUUUUUUAGAGUGUAAUUCAGAUAAAUAAUAGAGCUUGGGGUGCUGUGCUUCAGGCUGCUUUCCACAUUAUUGUUUUUUCAAGUUCUACUUUUUCUUUGUCAUUAGCAUGAUAGAUACUAAGGUGCGAUAGCUAGAGAAAGUUACAGGAAAAAUGGUGUUGAAAUCUCUUUAUCUGCACUCAUAAUUCAUGGCCUCAUCACAAAUGUCUACACACUUUUUUUCUCCAUCAUCAAAGCUGCUCAUCCAUAACUGAGUCCUAACUUCAAUUUCAUGGGGUCUUUAAGUUUCUAAACAAACUGACACUAUUGAGUAGAGCCUAUUCUUUUCUGUUACAUUUGCUUGUAGUUCCACAUAUCAAAGAUGAAUCAAUGCACAUCCUUUACAACUGGACUGUGUGAGUGUACGUGAUGCGUGUGUGUUUCCUCUUCAGCCGAAGUUGCAUCUGUUGUAUUUUUUGUAGAGUUCUAUCAGAUUAUAUAAGAAUGAUUGCACUAAAACUGUACAAAGCUUCUCAUUCAGCUCUGUCCUCUGUGGCUGGUUGGACAGUGACGUUUCUAACUAAACUUGCUUAAUAAUUCCUGUUGAGGAAAAAGGGAAUCCUAUGAAGCCGCACUCUUUAAGCUGAGGGUUCCAGUUGAAGCAAAUUAAUUGAAGGUGUGUGUGUGAUGAAUUCUAAAUAAGAAUAGAAGGUGGCAUUAAUGAGAUUGCUCAGUUCAAAAGGUCGUGAUGUUAUUCCCAAAAGUGUGGACCAAUCAGAAUUUGAGAAAAUGAACAACUCUUUCCAGAACUUCACACAUUUAUGUUCAUAUUAAUUUAGUAACUUGUAUUGGCAACACUCCUAUGGGCAUUGGAAACAAGAAAUAAGGUAGGAUCCCAACAUUGAGAUCCUACCAAAUUCCUUGUUUACUUUUUCUUAAACUUAAGACGUGGCAGGUGUCUAGCCUUAAGGGAGAGAUGCUCAUAUUCACAAAUGUAGAUUGGAGGAUGGAUUAAUUGAUCAACAAUGAGCUCUUUCCUUUUGCAACUAAAAACCAUAGCUAUGCUCUCGCAGCUAUUUUUCCCAUUCAGAUGAAAUUAUGGCAGAGGCCUUUGGUUUUUAAGAGUCUUUCCAUGAUUUUAAUAUGCAAAGACAUGAGGGUCUCACUGCGAGUCAUACAAAAAUCCCACAGACUACUUUUGGAGGUAUUUUAACCUUCUCAUUUGGAUGUCAUUGAAUUUUAAGAUCCUCUCUGUUGUGUUUACUUUAAGGUAGCACACAUUUGUAAGUUAUUAUUGCACACUUGAUAUGUAUCACUAACUGCAACAGGACAGAAAGCAUUAGUGCAAAUUUUGGUAUUUUAAGCAAAAUGUAAUAUGUAGGGGCCAUAUAUACUUGGUGUUUUUUACAGGCAAAGUAAACAGCGCUGUGUUCACCCUAAACCACAGCACUUUGUUAGGAACUGGUGGUUUUUGAAUACAUUUACCUAAUCAUUCUUGAUUUUAAAAAUUCCUCGCUUCUUAGCAUUAUGUCACUUUUUGGUUUCCUUUGAAACAUGCCACAAAAUAUGAUUUUAUUUUAUUUUUCGUUAAUUUUGUUUCUUUUGUCAGACGAAGAGGUAAAUAUACAAUAAAAUCCUUUUAUUGUUGUUUCGGGGCUUGUAAAAUAACAAAUAAGACGAUAUGGAUACAAUUACUUCCCACACUCUAAUUCACUGUUAAAUAUGUUUUGUGUGAUUGAAACAAAUAGCAAGGAACCAUUUAUUGUCUUUACUGUAAAUGAGGUGGUGUAUAUACUGUAACUGUGUAACAUAUUGUAUAUUCAUUAUGCCUGGUGUGUGGGGGAAAGCUGCUCUGCCAUGUUUACUGGCAGUGUGGACUGUGUGUCUGAAAGUGAGCUCCGAGUCAAGGCCUUGGCGGUUACUGACUGGCUGUGAUGAUUUAAUACAAAGAUUGACUAAAAAAGCGAAAAUGUUCUAUUUAUUUGGAAUAAGUUAGUAUCUCAACUAAUCAGUUUUAAUGUAAAAUAGAAGCGACGGGUGGAAAUGAAGGAUCAUUCAGAGAACUGAUUUGUUCGAGGGCUGCUUCUGACAGAAGCUUUCUGAAUAGUUUUUUUCCUUGAGUAAUAUUUUCUCCCUUUCUCCUGAAUAAAACUGAUUGAGCAACUUGAA